AUGACAUCAUUAUCGGCAGCAGUAACUGCCACGGAUAAACCAUCUAUCAAAGCAACGGGGGCACUUUCUUCUACAGUAUCCUCACAGACAACAACUGUUGUUACAAAAGAACAGUCACAACAACGAAGUCAUUUCAAUCUUGAAACACACACAUUAGUGUGGCUUGAUCGAGAUGUUAAUUCAACAGAAGAUAAUUUAAUUACACAGAAGAAACUACGUCAGGCUGUUAAUCAAAUAAGAGUAUUUGACAAUACCGACGAGUGUCUUAAUUUCUUAACUGAUUUGAAGGAUCAAAAAAUUGCCUUGAUCGUGUCUGGCAGUUACGGUCGUAGAAUUGUUCCUCUUGUACAUGACUUCCGUUAUCUAACGUCAGUUUAUGUUUAUUGUAUAAACAAAAGUGCUAAUGAACAAUGGGCGAAAGGAUAUCCGAAAGUAAAAGGUGUCUUCACUACGUCGGAUGAAUUAGUCGACGAAUUAUCAAAAGCACAACGAAUUCAACAACUAAUCGAUGGCGAUUCUGUUGGAAUCAGUAUUUACAGCAGUUCGACAGCAGCAGGUGCACUGGAAGAACGUAAUACAGCUUUCCUGUACUUUCAAUUAUUGGUUGAGCUUUUACUGAAUAUGUCAAUUAAUGCCGUCUCCCGGCAACAACUACUAGAUAUCUGUAUACAACAAUACGAAGGAAAUGAUUAUGAAUUACAAAUUAUCAAAGAAAUAGAGAACACAUACUAUCCACAGAAGGCAAUCUGGUGGUAUACACGUGAAACCUGUCUCUAUCGAAUUCUUAACAAAGGUUUAAGAGAUAAUAAUUUCGAAGUGAUAUUCGCUAUGCGUUCGUUUAUCAAAGAUUUGACGAUACAAUUGUACAAAGAACAUGAACAAUAUCUGCGGAAUUACACUGGAGAACAAAUUCUUCACGUUUAUCGUGGUCAAGCUAUCUUAAAUGAAGAACUGAAUCUACUUCGUCAAAAUGUUGGUGAGUUCAUUUCGAUGAACGCCUUUCUAUCUACAAGCUCAAAGAAAGCAACAGCCGUUCAAUUUGUCAAUCGAGUUUCAACUACUCCAGAACUCAGUCGGAUCUUGUACCAGUUCAACAUCGAUACACGUUUUCCAAAUACAAAACCCUACGCCGAUAUCAAACAUUUAAGUUAUUUUGGUAAUGAAGAUGAGGUGUUAAUUGCUCUGGGAAGUAUUUUUAAAAUUCAGCAGAUUGAAUAUAAUCAACACGAACAAAUGUGGAUUGCUACUUUAUCUCUAUGUAGUCAAGACGACUAUGAAAUGAAAGACAUAUUGUCACAAAUAAAAACAGAAACAGACUUCGGUCUAGCUUCUCCUGGGACUUGGUUGUAUAGACAAGGUGAAUAUGAAAAAUCCAAAAAUUAUUUUGAACAGUUAAUGAAUCAAUUUAAGACCUAUAUAGAUGAUAUAAGUUUAGGAGUAAUUUAUAAUGGUUUAGCCUUGGCCGAAGUUAAACUUCAAAAAUUCGAUGAAGCAUUGUUACAUUUUGAAAACGAAUUUGAAAUCUGGGAAAAAGUCAAUAUAGAUGUUAGUAAUCAACUUAUGGCUAGCUGUUAUCAAAAUAUUGCCGAUCUUUAUUUUAAUACCAGUAAGUUUGAAUUAGCAUUAGAAUACACAGACAAAGCACUGGAAGUUUUUUCAGAAGGUAGCAAAGCUCGUGGUGACGUAUAUUUAAUAAAAGGCAAUAUCUAUUCAGCGAUAAAAGAGUUUAAUUUAUCAUUGGAUUUCUAUCAGAAAGCAUUCGCAAUAUUUAAAAUUCAUCUACCGGAAAAUUAUGAUACAUUCGGCUUUCUAUACAAUAAUAUGUCAGCGGUCUACGUUGCUCUGAAAAACUAUUCGAAAGCGUUUGAGUAUUCAAAUAAGUCAUUAUCAGUCUUGCGUAAAUCAUUGCACGCAAAUCAUCCAACUCUUCAAGCAGUAGAAGAAAAUAUUCGUCGUAUGAAAGAACGAAUGGAAAAAGCAUAG
Didymodactylos carnosus is the source of this 1983-nucleotide messenger RNA. The record is from the annotation of a GenBank genome assembly. Lineage: Eukaryota; Metazoa; Rotifera; Eurotatoria; Philodinida; Philodinidae.